Molecule: messenger RNA, 34085 nt
Organism: Lymnaea stagnalis (great pond snail)
Lineage: Eukaryota; Metazoa; Mollusca; Gastropoda; Lymnaeidae
Source: the annotation of a GenBank genome assembly
AAAUACUUAUUGGUUUUUAUUUGCUUAAAAUUAUUAGACACAUUGAAAAUUAAAACUCAAAUUGUGGAAUAUAAUCAUUAAUGCUUUAUCUUUGCUAUUUCUUGUUGGAUGUAAAACACUUAUCGCUUAACAAAUGUCCAUGCAUUUUUAAUUGUGUACAUUCCACUGACAAUAAUUCUAAUUAUGCUGUUUUAUUUUAGCUGCCUUUUAAGGUCAUGAAAUGAGAGGUAUUGUGGGUGGUGUAACGAUGUCAUGACAUUGGGUUAUGUGAACGAGUGUCAUCUGUUUUCAAUUUAUGGACGAGUGCGUGAAUUAUUAGGAUAAAAGUGGAGACAACGAUUUUGAAAGCAGGGUUAAAUAGGCAUCCAGAGAGUUUGUGAGAAAGAGCAAGCAACUCAGAGGGUAAAUUUUUUAGAUAGAUUCGUAUGAGAUGUUUUGACUGAGGAGAAUAAUUAUCUACACAUGGAUUUAUGUCUCAACUAUAAUGUGAACAUGAUUGAAUUUUAGUGCUGUCAAAAUAAAAUGCAAUAGGUGCUAUGAAACUAUAGUUUUGACUGAAUCCAGCUUGUCCGAGAUAUGACCAAGGAGAGCAUUCCAUCGAAAAAGUCGCCAGCACUAUAUAAAAAUUUAGAUAGUGAAAUAUUGGACACUGCUAUUUAAGUUUCCAUUUUACAAUUUUCAUUUGCAAUACAGCUGAGGCAUAAGUAAACGUCACAAUCAUAAAUCAAUGUUACUUUCGCCAAUGCAAUGCUCUGCCACAUUUUCUCAUUUUUACAUUUUUCUAAACUGAUAAAAUCAUUUAUCCUCUAAAACAUAUCAUAUAUUUUACUUUUUAUUUUUUUUUUUUGGUUUAUUUCCAGAUGAGGGUUUGACUGGCGAACAUCUUAAAUAUUUGACUAUCGAUUUGUUGUUGAUGAAAAAUUUGACGUAGUUGAAAAUUUAUUUUUGUUAUUUAUAUUAGUUAUAUAUAAUAAUCUAUAUAUUAAAAAAAAUAAGGUACGACAAUUUAUUAACAUUUAAAGAAUGCAAAAUAAAAAAUAAAAUCUUAAUAAUAAUUUUAAUUUAUAAGUAUAAUCUGGCACAAUUUUAUUGAAACAUUUUAAAUUGAUACAAAUACAAUUUGGGAUAAAAAGUUGUUCAUUAAUAUCUAAAAUCAUUUCAGAUUUCAUGAAAUUUUAGACCUUCAGGAGAAAAUGGACGGCAUGUUGACUAGAAAAGCUGGAGGUAAAUCUGUAAAGGUACAGUUGGCGUAAGAUAUAUUUAAUGCUUUUGAAAAAUCAGUUUUGUAUGAAUUCAGAUGCGAUUAAUAAUUGUAUGUUCUUUAUUAUUUUAAUUGUUACGAAAAGUGUUUUAAAUUGUAUGUUUAAUAAAAUUAUUGUUAGAACCAUAUCUAAUAUUGUUGAAAAUGUUUAUUUUUUAUAUAAAAUGUUCGCUUUCCUGAUUUUCUCCUCUUUUAUGAUUCACUUUUAUUUAGCUAUAAAAUAUUCCAUAAUAUUAUAAUUUCCUUUUUUUAAAGAUCUACAAUGAUCCCAUCCAUGGUCACAUUGAAGUUAAUCCAGUUUGCCAAGCCAUCAUUGACACACCACAGUUUCAGCGUCUACGUUUUCUGAAACAGCUGGGAAUGUGUUACUAUGUCUUUCCUGGAGCAGCCCAUAACAGAUUUGAACAUUCGCUUGGGUGAGAAUAUCUUGUGAAAUUACAAGGAAUUUUUUACUGAAAAAUAUUUAGUGAAAUUUAGUAUUGACGAUCAUUUCAAGCCCCUUUGGUGCGGUAAGUAAAACUUUCUAAAAGAUAACGGAUAUCCCUAUUUUGGUUUUAGAAGAGAUUAUCAGUUGGUAAUGUUAACUACAUGAUAAUCGAAUUGUCUGAAUGCUUCUUUGAAUACUAGCGAGAAACCGGCAUGCAUUGCAAUGCCACUCAAAGAAAAAUGUGUUUGCGUUUUACUUACGUUUUUGAAGUAAUUUUUAAAUAGAAAAUAUGUUUUUCUUUUUUCCAUCUUGAACGAACAGGCAACAUACAGCUGUCCACGUGAAAAGCAAGGAUUUUCAUAAUUAGUCCACAUACUUGUAGCGAUUGAUCUACCCAUGCAGCAGCUCUGUUUAGAAUUAUAUUUACAUUGCUCACAAAAUUGCUCACAAAAUGUUGUUUUUUUUUAAAUGAAGAACCGGGCCCUAAACAUCAAAUUGUAAGAGGGUUGAACCAUUCAAAAACAUUAUUAUUAUCUUACACAAACUGAAAUAUCCCAUGUAUUUUAUUUAAUUCCUUCCACAAAUGAAAUAGCUCUGAGUAAAAUUAUAGGUUUAUUGCUCCUUUAAGAUAAAAAUAAUAAUUUGCUGGCUUGAGAACAAAAAAGUACCUAACUCUUAGCACAAUCGAUAUAAGAAAGCAUACGGAAAUUAUAUUUAGCUCAUGACAGUAUGACAGAAAAAAGAAUUUAGGCCUCAAACCCAAAACAGAAUAUCGUAAAAUGUGUUUAAUUAUUCAGUAAAAUUUACGGGCGUUUGCACAGCAACUCACAAAAGUUUUAUCGCAAUCUGAUCAAUGGUACCACCAAUCCCACAAUCCAUUCGUCUGUAUUUCGAUCCCUCCCUCCCUCUCUCCUUCCCUCCAAUCGUCCAUCACUCCAAAGAUCCAUCCCUCCCUUCCUCAAUCCCUCCCUCCCUCCAUCCAUCCAUCCAUCUAUAUAUCUAUCUAUCUAUCUAUCGAUCUAUCUAUCUAUCUAUCUAUCUAUCUAUCUAUCUAUCUAUCUAUCUAUCUAUCUAUCUAUCUAUCUAUCUAUCUAUCUAUCUAUCUAUCUAUCUAUCUAUCUAUCUAUCUAUCUAUCUAUCUAUCUAUCUAUCUAUCUAUCUCUCUAUCUCUCUAUCUCUCUAUCUCUCUAUCUCUCUAUCUAUCUAUCUAUCUAUCUAUCUAUCUAUAUAUCUAUCUAUCUAUCUAUCUAUCUAUCAAUUUGUCUAUUUACCUAUCUAUCUAUAUGUCUAUUGAUAUAUCUAUUUAUAUAUGUUUCUAUUUAUCUGUCUAUCUGUCUAUUCAUCUAUUAUCUCAGAAAGUCUUAACUCAAUUCUAUUUUGAAAAUUGAAUUUUGCUUGUUAAUUUGUGAAAUUAGAAAAUAUCGCGUCUAAUUUAACAACUGUAACAACAUUGAAUUUAAAGAAAUUAUCAUCCACGUAAAAUUAUACAAACCUAUUUCCUAACCCAUCAUAUAUAUGUACCUAAAAAUGUUAAUUAUUUUUCAAAAUUCAUUGUUAGGCGUUUCGUAUGCAGUCUUCGGCAAAUGAAAGUAUCGUAUUACUCACCCUCCUCCCAGCAGAGUUUUAAAGAAAUUAAUAAAAUUAUCAACUGGAUUUUGACGCCCUUACCUACGAAAAAAGAAAAUUGUGCAAUUCACUUACUUUAUUCUCAUUUGGUUGAGUGAUAAUUACAUUAGCGAAUGCUAUUUCGAUAUGUAGUUUCGCUGCACUGAUUUUAUUAAAUGGAAUUUACGUAUUAAAGGUAUAUUUAAAGGCUACGUUUUUCACAAAUAUAUAAUUUUCAUUAAAGUAUUUAAUUUUAAAAGAAUAAAAGUAAAAACUUAUUAAAUGUUAAAAAUUCAAAGCUAAAGUUAUAUUUAAUCUUAUAAAAUUUUUAGCAAUUUCAAAAGCAAUUUAUUAUGUUUUAAUUUUACUUUUAAGAAGGGAAAAAAAACAGUAUCAGUUUUGACACGCACGAUUAUAAAAUAUUUAAAAAAACUUAGAGCUGUGGCUAAAAUAGGCAAUCACGCUAUGAGGUCAUUUGCGUAAUUAUUUAGAUCAAAUUAAUUAUAUUUUUUAUUUCGCCAUAUUAACAACGCACUGAAAUACGCACUAAGAAAAAACAGAUUAUUGGGUUUUCCCGAUAAAUGUGAUUAAGAUGCAAUUCUUAGAUCAUACUAUUUGGAUUUUUUUUUUUUUAUAUAACUUUUAAAUUCGGAUAAAAUGCUUAAAAUAAUUCCUUUGUUGUUGCUUAAAUAUAUUUUGUAAUUUAUAAAAAUAAUACUUAAAUUUGUCGCUAAAAUUAUAGUGAAAAUUUAAUAUUUUUUUGCGCAUGCAAAUUUGUUUGAUUUCCGUAAAAUAAUAGAAAAAAUAACUAUAAUUAAUUUUGAGAAUCCGAACUUAUCAAAAUAUAUUCGGAUUUUUAGCGUCAUGUGACUCUAGCUAAUUCUUAUAUAUAUAUAUAUAUUUAUGUAUAUAAGAUCAUAUAUUAUAUCAUAUAUAAAUAUACUAGCCAAUAUACCCGGCUUGCAUGGGAUUACGUUAGGACCCCGUUUAUGGUAAGACGCCAAUCCCAAUGAGACCCCAAUCUCAUUUUGACCCUGAUGCCGGCGCAAUUUCUUUUCCCGGUGUGAUUCCGUUACCGGUAAGAUCCCGUUUUCUUGUUGCUCCGCAUCCAGGUCCCGAUGAAAACCCCACCCCGUCAGUGUCUUGAUCCAAGUGGUAUCCCGAUGGAUUACUGAUCCCGUUAGAAUACUGUUCUCUAUGGGAUCCCAUUCCAUUUCGGGACUCUCUUUUCCGAUGUCAUCCCUUUUCCCGAAAGAAUCCCGAUCCUGGUUUGAUCGCGUUUCCUAAAGUGAUCGUGUAACCGAUGGGAUCCAGUUUACUUAUGGAUCUCGUUCCCCAUUAGGAUCCUGUUACUCUAUGGAAUCAUGCUCAAAGCUAAUUUGUUCAAAUAAGCUUUUAGAUAGCAUUAUAUAUCUCAAUAGAACAUUAAAUAGCCUUCUGGAAGAUUCCAGAUUAAAUUAAUACCCUCCAUUAAAAACGGGUAAAAAUUACUUAUCUGCGUAAUUAUUUCUGGAAUAUGAAAUAUUAUACAACUCAAUUGAACUGCUAUAACUAUAAUAAAUUAAAAUUGAAAUAGGGGCCCCAGUGGGGGCCUAUUUAAUAAAAUAUCGUUUUAAUUAUAUCUGAGAAGUGUGGGGCGCUAUUAACAUCAUUGAGAUAAAUUAUAGAGAUACAAUUUAAAGGCUGUCUCAUUAAAAUCGGUUUAAAAGUGCCAAAGAUAUCGCUUUUUUCAAUUAUCGAACGGUCUAGGAAAUACUUGAUCGGCCUGCAGGGAUUGGAUACUCUUAGUUUUAAGCUCACCAAUUUUUCAAGAAGAUCGAUGAAGUGUAUGGAUACCAAGCUUGGCGUAUAUCCAUAACUCACAUAGAAUCUACAGUUUUCAAUAAUAGGGCUAUUGAUAUUUAUAUAGCUUUAAAAAAUGAAAUGGGGCCCCUGGCCCAAUGAAGAAUGGAUAGUAUGGGAUCAUUACCCUUCGUUAUUUGAAUAUGGAUAAUCAAGUAUGUGUAGUAAGUGUUGUCAAGAGCUAUCUAUUUAUGUAGAAGUAUUAAUCCUACUAAUAUGUAUAAGGCUUAUAGUAGAAAUAACUUCCGGUUAGAUGGGAUUCGUGUACAUGUUUUUUUUUUUCAUGAAGAAUAUUUCUUUGACUAUGACAUUAUUAGCCAAGUAAAUCCUCAACAAACUGUGAUUUAUCAACUGAAAUGUCACAUUGCUGGUCAAGGGAUGACCCAAAAGUCACUGUCUUCAAUAUGCUUAGCUAUUUAUGUGAUUUCGGGGCUUGUACUGCAUUGUUGAUAUUCGGCGCCAUGUUUGUUACAUUUUCCUGUCUUACUUGAAGCGUAGCAAAACUCUAUUCCUGUGUGUGCUCUUAGACUGAAACACACGGAGUGACUUUUCGUAUGCACAAUAACAAUAUUACACUAUAUAUAUAGCUUCGGGUAGAUGCGACUCGUAAACCAUGGCCGGUAGCUCAUAUAGGAGAGGGAAACUCUGACUCCAAACCUCCGCUGCCUUGCGGCUAUACCCACACGGGAAAGGCUAAGGGAGUAAACCCCGACAGAAAAUCAGGAUGCGGUGCUCCUAAGGCGUCUGUUUUUUAAAUCAAUUGCAUUCCGGCAGCUCCUGCGACGCCAAUGGUGCCCAGCCGUAUCGACACUAGUUGAUCACUUGGGUCCACAGUAUAUAGAAUUGCUGUAUUUUAAAAAAAAAAUUGGUAACAUUAUUAUUACUAAACAUUAAAUAUCUUAUUUGGAAUGUUUUCGAGAUCCGAUUAGGUUAAAUUAAAAAAAAAAUGGUACAAUUUAAAUGCUCCGAUCGGUGAUGUGUGUCUUUGAUGACAAGCUAAACAAUGCUUAAAUUCCAGGAAAAUGGAAAAUUGACUAUUUAAAAGUUGAUACCGAUUGAAUGUGGAUAGUAAACAGGCAUGUUUAGAUCCAAGUAAGUUCGGUUGGCUAAAAAAAAGUGCUUAAGUCCUUUAUAUCAAUGUUCAAAAUAAAACUCCAAAAAAAUGGGGUAGGGAAUGUUCACCUUUUUCGUAAAGUGUGUGAGGGACUCUUAAAUAAAGUGGUUAAGUUAUUUUUCGCGGUGCGCAGACCGUGUGCGAAAGUGAGUUUUCAAUUAUAUAACUCGUGCGGUUUAUCUUUCGGUUGAAAGUCUCGUUAAAUGUUUGGUUUCGUCUCCGUUUCAUUUUGGUAGGAAAAUUAUAUAUUUUUUUUCUUCCGGUCUGUUUUCUGUCUGUCUCUAAACAAUUCAAAAUCGAAGAGAAUUAAUAAGUGUGAAAUACUUGAGAAAUCACUUAGCAGACCUCGAAAACCAAGAUGCACACGUGGAAAUCAAGUAUUACCAGUAAAAGAUAGUCUCCAUGAUAAUGAAAGAAUUCAUUCGAUAAAUUUAGAAGAAUGCAUACAAAUGAACGAGCAAAAAGUCAUAACGAGUGUAAAUUCCCACAAACUUAAAAUGGAAAAUUCAAUUUGUUUAUUUACUUCUUUACGUUUUAUAUUUUAAAUGCAGAGUUUACCAUCUGGCUGGAACUUUUGCACGGAUUCUCCAGCAGAAUCAGCCAGAAUUAUGCAUCACUGAAAUUGACAUCUUAUGCGUUGAGAUUGCGGGCCUAUGUCAUGACCUUGGUAAGAUAGAUAAACUCUAAAGUACAGUUGCUAUUUCCUGUUUUCCUCCCAAGUGCUUCCUAAACAAAUAUUUUUAAUCGAUGAACAGGCUCAUACAUUUUCCUAACUUAUUAAGAGUAAAAAUCGUCAAAAUAGAUUUUAUAAGUCUUUUGGAACUAUUAUUGGUAUGGAAUAGAGAAACUUAUCUGGUUACUACAUUAAUAAAAGCAUCGUGAAGAGAAAGCUGCGAUACAGUUUAGCAAAAACAAAUAAUAUACACACCGUAGGGAUUAAGCAGAAAAGACACAAGAAUACUGAAAUAUUUCGUAAUAAAACAAUAUUUACUCAAAAAAUUAGCAGAUUUUUUUUUUUUUUAAGUUUUAAAAGGAACUGAUGUUAAAGAUAAAAAAUCAACGUAAAAUCUGUUUGAAAAUCACAAACAGUUAAUGAACUAUGUUUGUUUUGGAAAUACAAGAAAGCUAUAUAUUUUUUUUAAUUUUAAGAAGAUGGCUGACACGCUUAUUUACGAAUGCUGAAAUUAUUCAAAAAAACAAAUUCAAUGUGCGAAGCUAGGGUAAGAAUGCGGCAGUUAACCCAAACUGUAAAAUUCCGAGAUGCAGCCCUGAAGUCGAUCUUACGAUAAUAACAAUGUUAUUUCGUCAACUCCUUUGAUGCAGUCAGUGCAAAGCUGUAUUGUCAAUUGUCAUCCCCUUUGAUCCACUGAUUGUGUGGAGAGAGGGAGAUCUGCUGCAUUGGGCGACAUCUGGUCUCCAUAAAUCAUCGCCCUGGCUAUGUAGCUGUACUGGUGACGUUAUUUUACGAGAGGAAAGGUUUUUUGCCUAGUGAGCAAUUCGUCAAAGUGUAGGACUACAUUGGUACUCCAUCGUCUCGCGAAGACGAAAGAUUGCCAUAUUAUUUUUUUUUUUUUAAAUUUUAAAUUUUUAUAUAUAAGAAUAGUGGUGGAAAAUGUAUUUUAACACUACUGCUUGGUUCCAAUCCCCUGUAUUUAAAUUCCUCCAGCUGCUAUUGCAUUUUAUGAAAAUCCCUAACAAGUACCCGGCAUGUUUUGAAAUGCAACUCAAAGAAAGUGUUUGUGUUUUAAUUAUGUUUCCAGAUGAUGCCAGUGGCAAUGCAACAUUUUUUCGUGAUCUUAUCGUUGCCAAAAUAAGUAAACUUGGAAAAAGUUGUGCCUGUGCAAUUUUAUGUUAGAAAUAUAAUCCAUCGCUUUUUGCUUAUAAUUGCCUGCAUUUAUCACUCAUGCAAUAUGCAUGAAUCUGGUAUAAAAUUCAGAAGAUAUGUUUGAAUAAAUGAACCCUAUUUGUCAAUGGCUAAAAACUUAAAAUGGUAUCCAAAAGUCGCUCAAAUGGGACAGGUGGACGUACAAGAUGUAUCGGAGAUUCCACAUACCUUUAAAGCGAACAAUUUCUUCUUGUGGGUGUAUUUAAUUUUGUUUCUUUCUCUUAUUUAUAUAUGCAAUUGGUGCAAUUAUUAUUUCAUAUAAUAUAAUUUAAGGUGUUUAAAAAUUCGUAGUAAGAGGACGAGUGCUUUGGCAGCCAAUUUGCCUAAAUGAACAGAAGUAUAUAAAUGCAAAUAUUUUUUGGCAAAUAUAUGUAAUAAUUUUUGCGAUUAAAUGUUCAUAUUUUUAUUAUAGAUGCGUAUGCUCUUAAAAAAAAGGAAAUACGCAUCAGUUUGUUUGAAAGAGUGAUAAUCUUUUAGAUAUGUAUGUUUUAUAAAACAUUAUUGAGGUUAUUAGUAAAACACCUUGUUUCGUAUAUUCCAUUUUUAGGACAUGGCCCAUUUUCACAUGUUUUUGAUGAUAAAUUUCUUACAAAAAUCAAUCCAAAAAAUAAAAUUAAGGUAAAGAAUUAUAUCAAUUUUUAACUAAACAUAAUAAUUGUUGUUUAAUGAUUUUUACAUUAACUUAUUUUUAUCAAGAAAACAAUCUAAUUUAAGUUUCUUUAAAUAGCUAAAUUUAGCAUCGAGUAACAAAUCCAAAUAAUCCAUUUAUUUUUUUUUGCUACUCUUUCAGCAUGAAAAGGCUGCUGUCACAAUGUUUGAAGAGCUGAUUAUAGCAAACUCUUUAAAAAACAAAUUUAUUGAGUUUGGUCUCAAAGAUGAUGACAUCAUUUUCAUAAAAGAACAGAUUGGAGGUCCCUUGAAGACCACAGGCAAAGCAGUGUGUCAAUCAUUUCGUAUUUUCAAUUAACACUUUAAAAUAUUAUUUUUUCUAUUUUGUUAGUUAAUAUUUUAUCAACGUGUGAAUUCAAGGCAUUAGAAAGUAAUUUAAAAAAUGAAAUUUGAGAAAAUAUUUUAAGAUUUUAAAUAUUUAAAACACUUCCCUAAUUUUAAAUGUGUUUAACCCUUUGGCUGGAAAAAAAGCAAUAUUUAUAAAUAACGGAAACAUGUAAAGAUAAAAGAAAAAAAAAUAAACAUAUGAUUUUAUAACAAAAUAAUAUUGUAAGAUCAUUUAUAUUUUUUAACAUAUUACUAUAAAUAUGAAUAUGUUCACUAACUUUACUAACAUUUUAUUUAAAUAUGAUUUUUUAAAAAAAAAAGGAUUAUAAUUCAUUGACAUUUGACAGGACUGGCCAUAUAAAGGACGGAAGGAAGAUAAAGCAUUUCUUUAUGAGGUAAGAGUUUUUUGGUUACACAUUUAUUCGUAUUUUCCUGAAUUUUGUAAGUGUACAUCAUUACAUGUAAGCAAGUUUUAUUUAUCUUUACAAGUUUUUUUUUCAUUUCUCAAAAAAAAAUUAAUGCGUUCCUCCUUGUGAAUUGUUACAGUAAUAAGAAAUAAUGAACAUGAUAAUAGUAAUAGCUAACUGGAAUCUAGAAACAUUGUGUGCGUGCGCAUAACAUUUCGCCAAAGUGUUAUUGCAAUCUGACAAAUUGUGUCGGAACGAAUACGAAAAUAAUUUAUUUUUUUUAAAAAUCAAAUAAAAUAAUUUAGGGCUGCGGUCUUAAAAAAGAAUACCGUAAAAUGAUUGUACUAUUUCAAAAACCUUUGACGUCGUGUUAAAAAAAAAACCAACAAUGUUUAUCUUAGAUAAUGUAAGGGUACAUAAGGGUUCAUACUUGACAUAUAUAUAUAUUAUAUACAUAUAUACUAGCCAAUAUACCCGGCACGGAAAUGAAUUAGGACCCCGAUCCUGAUGUGACCCCGAUCCCAUUGGAGCCCUAAUCCUAUUCUGACACUGAACCCGGUGAAGUCCCGUUUCCGAAUGGUAUCACGAUCCCAGUGGAUCCAUUCAAGAUUGAGAUCCCGUUCCCAAAGGAAUCACAUUUUUUUGUGGGAUCCUGAUCCAGUUUGGAUAAAGAUUAUGGUGGGAUCCCGAACCCUUUGUGAUCCGUAUAAAAAAAAAAUUACUCAGAUUUAUCGAGAGAUCCGUGAACUCCGGGGCUUUAUAGAUAUGAAUAGAACUAACAUUUCAUUAAUCCCAUAGAUCCCACUUUAUGUAGGCCUAUUCCUUUGAAACAGUAUUAGAACUUUCUGGAACAUUCUAGGUUAAAUUUAAUAACCUGCUGAAAACAUGUGUAAAAACUACUUUUCUAAAUAUUUUUUUUCAAUACGAUAAAAAUCCUUAACAAAUUACAUAAUUAUAAUUUUUUUUCUUUGAAGUUAAUCAAGGAGCCCCUCGGCCCCAUUCCAUGACUGUAUUGAUUUAGUUAUGACUGACAAAUAAUAAAGUUAAGAUUAUAAAUUUUUACCAUUAAAAUCAGUUCAAAACUGCCAUGGAUAUAGCUUUUAAAAAAUUAUGGAAAUUUCUGGAAAAUUCUAGAUUGGAUAUUCUUAGUUUUAAAUACACCGAUAUUUCACUACUGACAAUGAAGGGCCUGGCUACAAGGCUAGGCAUAUAUCCAUCAAUUCAUAUAGUCAUAUAGAACAUAAUGUGUUGUUUAAGCCUUUUGAUAUUUAUAAAGCUUAAAUAAGGAAAAAUAAAAUGGAGCCCCCAUCCCCAGAAGAAUUGACAUUAUGAGUUCAGUACCCUUAAGUAUUUCAAUAUGGAUAAUCAAGUAUAUGUGUAUUAAGUUUGGUCGAGAUCCAUCCAUUCCUGUAGGAGUAUUUGUUGUUAAUUGUAUUUAUAUAUAGCAUAUUAGAUUUUAAAAAAAAAACGAAUUCGGGGCCCCCGGCCCCAAAGGAAAUGUUAUAAAAUGUUCAUAACCCCUUAACAGUUCCUUCUCGAUUAUUAUGGAUAAAUGUGCCAAGUUUGGUCAAGAUCCAUCAGUCCAUGUAAAAGCCUUGUGGAACAAACCCACAAACAAACCCACAAACAUUCACUUAUAUAUAUAUAUAUAUAAUGUCUCUAUGCAUUUAUGUAUGUCUCUUUAUGAUAAUAUAACACCAUUUGUAGUGUGUCUGUCAUCGGCGUAGUUACUUUUUAUUAAGUUUUGUUUGUUUAGAGAAUAAUUGUGUUUCUGUAUUCCACGCAUGGACUAGUGCAAUGAUCUCAUGAUGGGUCUUCCUACUACGCUCCUACAUAAAAUUCAAAAAGAACAAAAUAAUGCGGCUCACAUUGUUCUUUUCGCAAACUCAAAUUCGACCAUGCUAAAAUACAUCUGAGAGAAUUGCAAUGGCUACCGGUCCGCGCUCGCAUAGAGUACAAACAAGCCACUCUGUGCUACCGCUGCAUGCAUGAUAUGGCACCGUCCUAUCUCAAAACGCUCGUGAUGCCUUAAGUACCCACUAGACAACUCCGCUCAACCGAUAGCGGCAAACUCUCGAUACCACGUGUUCGCAUCUAGACUUACGGAGGCGCACGUUCGCAUUUCCUUGCCCAAAAAUUUAGAAACACACUUCAUGUGGCUUUCACAACAAUUUUGACUCUGCUCUCAGAAAAAGCAAAACACUGGAGAUUUUUAAAAUCGAUUUUAAACAUAUCUGUUUCGCAAACACCUGCUGGGUUGACUUUGUACCGCGCUUUGAGUCUUUGGGGUUGAAGCGGAAUUUUCAAAUAAACUUUUUUAUUAUCAUUAUUAUUUUUAUUAUUAUUAUUAUAUUGUAUUGGCGACGUAUUUGGAUAUAAAAUGCUCAAUUAAAAAAAAACGCAAUUGUAUUGUCGAAUCGGGAAAACCGAACGUAAAUUAAUUUUAGGAUGAUAUUUUUGAGAGAAUGACGAAAUAAUGUGCCACGAAGCAGAAUUAACGCUCCUUAUUACAGAGAAAAAAUACUGCAUUUUUCACAGUGCAGAUCGUGCAUUCGAAAGUGCAAUCUUACUAAAUGUGUACAUUGUUUGUAGAAUCUAUGACCCAAUGUGAUACUCGUUGCUUUUUUUGCAUAUAGGGAUUAUGAGUGGAUCUUACCUCUCAUAAAAAUAUGUUGGUUAAGUAAAGGUGUCCAGGCUUAAAUGAUUUUCAUCCCAUUUUGUCAUUUGUAAUGGAAACUUAAACAGUUCCUAAAAUAACUCAUCAAUUUAUAAUUGAUCAUUGUGAAAUUGUUUUCAAAACAAAUAACUCAAUAAGAGAUAAAGACUAUGUUGUCAUUUACAGAUUCUUGACAAAUAACAUUUUUAGAACGUUAAAUAAAAUUGUGUUGCCUGCAACUUUCAUAGCGACUAAGACAUAUGCUCAAAAUCCCCAAAAUGCUAUGACCAUGGUAAGGAAAAACGGCAAACCAGAUUUAUUUGUAACAUUCACGUGCAAUCCGAAAUAGAGGAAAAAUCAGUAUAAAUGUCAUCACCGGAAAGCAACUUUGCUACAAGACUGAUUUAGUAGCAACAGUCUUUGAGUUGAAACCGUAAAUUUUCUGAAGACUUUAUCAAAUACUGAAGGUUUGGAAGUGUUAAGGAUAUGCUGCUUAACAUGAUCGAGCUCAAAACAGGUCCAACACUGGAUCAUAUAGCUAUUCAUGACCCAGAAAGACAAAGACUGAAAGAAAUAAUUAAUUGAGAAAUGCAGUUUUGCAGAGCUCCCUGAUAAACCUAACCACCAGAAGCUACAACAAAUUGUAAUAUCAUGCAUGAUGCACAGUUAAUGUGAUGAAUUCAGUCAAAAAGCACCGUGUAUGGAAAGCGAUUAAUUCAAACAAUGUUAAUAAGAUAUGUUUUUUAAGGCAAAGAGUAAUGUUAUUGGUUACCCAAAAUAUAAAUAAUGAGAUGCGUUAAUUGCCUCUACAAAUACGUUUACAAUAGCAUGACUGUGCAGAUAUUCAAUUCGUUAAUGUUCCCACAAAACUGUAGCUACUUUUAGAUAAGCCAUAGAAAGAUGUUACUUGAACCGAUAUGUAAGUUCACCUAAAACAUGCUUGAGGCUUUUGGAUACAAAAUGCACCAACACACCAUUGAUAUUAUAAUAUUACAUGUUCAUCCUGUGGAAAAUAUUACACUAUAUUGUGUACUAGGCACAGAAGCCACCGCUAUACAGCAAAAAAUGACCAAAGUCUAAAAAUGUGUCUUUUUGAAUUUAAACAAAUAAAUCUUCUGCCCAAAAGUAUGUAUAUAUUGAGAAUGGCGAACACUAUACCGGUGAAGACAAAUAUUUAAAUGGAAAUACAAACUUAGAAGACAUAAACUGCAAUCGACAAUUUUUUGCUACGAAUUAUCAUUUCAGUAUUAUUAUUAUACGUUGUUUUAUAUUGCGUGGUACCCCAGCCUAAGGCUCGGCCCACCACGCAUUACCUACACUUUAACAAACAUAAUAAACCAUACAAAUUUUUAAAAAAUACAUGCUUUAAUUAAAUAAAACAAAAAAAAAAUGGAUGUUUCAAACUAUUUACAUGUCAAGCCAUUGACGACACCCAGCAGCAUCAUUUUUCGGUAAGAUAUGGGAAUCUAAGUGUUAGAGGAGUAGCAUCCUUUAAGAACCCGAAAACGAGAAAAAGGGCCCCUAUCCGUUUUGCAACGCUCCAAUAAGCAUACAUUGCACUGGGAUUAACUGACGACUUCUCAGAAAAGGAUACUGGGCUAACUGAAGCUACAAAUUUAAAUUCAACCAUGUAUGAUGAGUUAUCAAUGAGAUACAGCAGCAUUAUUCGACAUGCAUAAUGCAAUUCUUUUGGAAGACUCUAAGAGACGUUUUCUGUAUUGAGAAAAAAAGCUCACUAUUUUAUACUUUAAAUAAAGUGAAUCUAUUUUUUGAAGAAUUUGAACGUUUUUGGCAGACUUUGGUUUUAAAAUUCCAGACUUUAACUAUGCCUCAUUGAUUAUUGCUGGAAUAUACUAAGAUUCAAACAGUUUAAGAGAAAAUUUAAAAUCUUAAUUUUGGGAAAUGAUGGGAUCGAAAAAAAUUCUGGAAAAGAUUUAAAAGCACAACGUACCCAAAGAUCUAUUAAUUAUUGAUGGUUACGCUAACCACUUAAAGGCGUGAAAUACUUUCAUUAACUAUAAAUCACUACAUGCACAAUAAAACACUCAAUUGAGUGAGCAAAAAUUACUAGAUAAUAUCAGAAGUCAACAAUAAUAUCGUCCUUUUAACAAACAUUGAGUAUGUUUGCUAUGUUUGCCUAGGACCGGAGCUUUUCACGAUGUACAUUCAGCCCCUGGGUGCAGAGAUCAAGCAGUUUGACAUGCAAUACCACAAGUUCGCAGACGACACCCAAAUUCAUCAAUCCGUGAUCCCCUCUCAGUUCCCUCAGUAUGACACAGAGGACAGUAGUUAAGCACUGGAUGACCAUAAACAAGCUCAAAUUCAAUGAUGAUGAGGCUGAGCUGAUCCCCAUUGCUAUCGCUCAGAAGCAAAAAUCUGCAAAAAACACAACAUCACUCACUCUCUGAGGUGUGCGUAUUGAGUGAGCUCAAACAGUGCACUACCUUUGUGUCCGCCUAGAUAGAACACUAACUUUGGAAAGUCACAUUAACAUGUUAUGCAAAGUGAUUUUUCUAGAACCGUGCAGGAUUAGUCACAUUAGACCCUUCUUAACAAUUGAUGAAACAAAGAGGCUGAUGACUGCAUUUGUGCUAUCACGCAUGGACUAUUGCAAUGCUCUCCAGGUGGGUUUUCGAGCGACACUCCUGGAUAAAAUUCAAAUAGCACAGAAUAAUGCGGCUCGCAUUGUUCUCCGCAAACGCAAGUUGGACCAUGCAAAAACACUUCUGAGAGAGUUGGACUGGCUGCCGGUGCGUGCUCGCAUAGAGUACACAAUCGCAACUUUGUGCUACCGCUGUUUACAUAGCUUGGCACCGUCCUAUCUCAAAUAGCUGCUGACGCCUUAUGUACCCACUAGAGAGCUCCGCUCAUCCGAUAUUGGCAAACUCUCCACACCACGUGUUUGCCUUGAGAUUUACGGAAAGCGCACUUUCGCAUUAGCCGGUCAAACAAUUUGGAACGCCCUUUCUGUCGCGCUCAGAAACAACCAGACACUGAGAGUCCUUCAAAACCGAUUUAAAGACACAUCUAUUUCGCUUACACCUUCUUAGAUGAUGUUGUCUACCACAUUUUUCAGUUAAUGCAAAUUAGUUUUUUGUAGUGUUGAGUUUGUCUUAAAUGUGGUAAAUUAUAGCUGUGGUUGACUUUGUACCGCACUUCGAGCCUUUGGAGAUGAAGCGUGUCUUUCAAAUGAAAUGUAUUAUUAUUAUUAUUUAUAUCCAAACAGAGGUUUAUAUGGAUUGUAGUGGAUAUACGAAAUUAUAACCUCAAAUUAAAGUGUUGCUUCUGAAACAUCGCCCACUUUAUUCUCGUUUUUAGAUUGUGUGCAAUCAACGUAAUGGAAUAGAUGUAAACAAAUGGGAUUAUUUGGCAAGAGAUUGUCACCAUCUUGGCUUUCACAACAAUUUUGACUACGCCCGAUAUAUGAUGUUUGCUCGCGUAAUCGAAGAAGAUGGUGAACUGCAGAUCUGCAUACGUGAUAAAGUAACAUUAUACAUAUAUAUUUAUAUAUAUAAUAUAUAUAUAUAUAGAUAAAUAUAUAUAUAUUUAUACACACACAAACACAAAAACAAACACACACAGAUAUAUAUAUAUAUAUAUAUAUAUAUAUAUAUAUAUAUAUAUAUAUAUAUAUAUAUAUAUAUAUAUAAGUAUAUAUAUUCGUGUGUGUGAGUGUGUAAGGGUGUAUGCGUGUGUGACUGUGUUUGUGUGUAUAUAAUAUUUUUGUUGAAACUUUCUUUCAGUAUACAUAUUUUUUAAAAAUAAAUGUCUGGUUUUCGCUGAUGGAUAUCAUUUAAAGUAAUAAAAUACCCGUCGGAAAACUAUGUGAUAGGAAUGGUGAAGGGAGUUGCACUGUAAUACCUUGGCAGUUUUGUUAAAAAGUAAUAAAACAUUUCCUUAAGAAAGUUAGAUUUAGAAAAAAUAAAAUAGAUGUAAAAAAUGAUUGAAUAAAAGUACACAAUUAAUUGAAAUGUGACUCCCCAAAUUUUAACUUUAAAUCUUUUUAUCUACUAAGUCUAAGUGUUUUCAACUUGACAGCACUCGUCUUAAAAUGUUUAGCAUAAACUAAGAUUUACGAUUUACGAUAUAGCAUAUUAUUAUUACCCACCCACUUUUAUUCCAUAUACUUAUAUGACCAAUUAUCAAAGACAAUUUGAAAAAAAAAAUAUUUUUCCCAAGGAGAUAGCAAACUUGUAUAACAUGUUCUACACUCGCUACACCCUUGAUAGAUAUGCAUAUCAACACAAAGUUAACUGUGGUCUGGAAAUCAUGUAAGAAUCUGUUUGUUUUCUGAUUAAAAUAAAUUUUAAUUCUACUCAAAUGGCGUUGAAGAUAAAACUAGAAAUACAAGGCUUCACACACUAUUCUGUGGAUAUUUUAUGCCAUAAAAGAAUUCGAUUUCUUUCUCUGGGCUUCUUUGCUUAAAUACAGUAGUUUAUUAACAGCUUCUAAAACAACAAACAGCCUGUUGUUGAGUUAUUAAGUGCUGAUUUCUGGUGUAGAGUGAGAGUGCCAUAGAGGUAUGCCCACAGUUUUUAAAUGUGUAGUGUUUUAAUACUGUAUAUCUUGAACGCACUAUGGACGCCAAAACUCCCCAAAAGGCAAUUCAAUGAUCAAGGAAAUAUUGAUCAUUUGGCAAGCAUUCUUUUUUAAAAUCUGUGAUUAAUUCAUAUUACUCAACAAAUUCCAACAUUUGAUAUAAAAAGACAACCCUAACGUCUGUGACUUUGAUUAGCCGAAAGACAAAACUAACUCACCUAAUAUUUCUACUAUUUUUCUAAUAUUAAAUGAGUAACGAAAGGAAAAAGUCGGCUGAACUCAAAUAAUGUUUCCCACUUUACAUGAAAUAUAAUUUUCAAACUGUAAUAAACUUUUAAAUUUUAAUUCGACAAGAUGAGCAAAUGGCCGAAAAAAUAUUUCUCUUUUAAUUGUACAAAUUAAUUUCAUAGAAAUCAUGAAUUUGUGAUUUACAAUUUAAUUUUCAACAGGGUAAUUGAUGCACUUAUUCUUGCCAAUGAUUAUAUCCAGUUCCAAGGUAAAGGCAUGUAAGUAAUUAUUUAAAAUGUUUAACAUUCCUUUAGUUCAAUAAUCGAUUAAAGAAUCACCAUACGCUCAUAAUGGAAUGUAUCUUAAGCGUUUACUUCAGUAUCCUGUGAUAAUGCAGACUUUUUUUUAGCCAUAUUUUGUGCAGAGGAGUCUGAACUACAGGUUUUGCUUUGAGAUGAAGUUAUUGAUACCUUUUUUUGUCAUGAUAGUGUAACACAAUUUCUGGAUCAGUUUCAAACCCUAGUAAUUGAAUUUAUUGUUCUUUCGCAUAUGUUCCCAGAAAAUGUGCACAGAAAAUGCAUUUUUAUCCUAUUGCAAUAUUACAAUAGGAUAACUAACCUGAUUGCAGCCUCUCCCCUUAUUACCCCUGCAAUAGUACAUGAUGCUAUUCAGAUACUGCCUAAGGCUGAGCUCACCGCGUUGUACAUAAAAAUAUUAUCAAAAGAGACACAAUCAUGACAUUAAUAUAAAAUAAAAUUAUGAAAAUAAAGAACAUCAUGAACCCCAGGACUUUCACAAGGCAAACCAUAGACGGUAGCCAGCAAGAACAUGUAUCGGUCAGAGGAGGGGAAUCAGUCAGGGUUGUAUAGUUUAAAGAGAUGUGUUUUGAGUGAAGUUAUGAAGGCCUGGGUGGUUAGUAUAUUGUGGAUGUGUAGUGGCAAAAAAUCCCUCUGUUUGUGGGCAAAGAAACAGAACGAUCGUUCACCAUAUGUUUUAUUGUGUGUCUUGGGAAUGGACAGAAUACGCGUGUCUGCGGAGGAGCGAAGUUGUCAAAGGAGUGAAUCGACAGAAAGAAGUUCAGUUGGUUAGGAAGGGCAGGAAUCCAAGAAAAACUUUUGACAGAGAACAGACAACUUGUAGUUAAUGGGUGCCUGUGUAGGGAGCCAAUGAAGGGAAUGAAGUAGUGGAUUGACGUGAUUACGAUUCUUUGCCUUUAUAACUAGCCUAGCAGCGGAGUUUUGGAUAUUCUGCAGUUGUUUUUUGCAGUGUUUUGUUGAACCUAAAAGAAGACAGUUGCAAUAGCCACGACGAGAGAGAACAAGAGCACAGACUAGAGUUUUGUAGCACUAUCUGUAAGGUAUUGGCGGAUGGAGCUGGUCUGACGGAUAGUGGUGUAUGGCGGACGAUAAAUGUGUGCGAAAUAUUUAUCGAGAGCCAGGUUGUUAAAAAGAAUAUAACCAAGAUUCCUAGCAGAGAGUGUAAACAUUAUGUAAGAGUUAACUACUUGAAAUGAGGUGGGAAGAGUUGAGGUAGAGGAUGAUGUGUGAUUGUGAAUGAUGAGUUCUUCGUUUCGACAUCAUUAAACUUCAACUUGCUGAGUGUCAUCCAUGGCUUGACAUCAUCAAUGCACUCUUGUGAAGUCUGGACAGCGGAAUCGACAAGAGAGGGAUGGGUAUGCUUGUAUAGCUACGUGUUAUCUGCAAAUGAGUGGCUCUUAUCAGAUAUAUAUGUGGGCGAGAAUUAGCAGAUGAAAUGGAAUCUUUAAGGCAUAUUCUACCAAAUACCGCCAAAACCCGCAAGAAAUGUUGGCUUAUCAGUCCACUAAUGAAGGAUACACUUCUUUCCCAAACUACUUUGUUGCACUCAGAAUAUUUUUAACAAUACCCGUAACUGUGGCAUCCGGCGAAAGAAGCUUAUCUUACCUCAAAUUUAUCAAGAAUUUCUUGAGGCCAACAAUUCACGAAGAUAUAUUGAACAAUUAGGCAAUUAUUGCUUUUGAACGUGAUCAUUGUAGGAAAAAUAAUUUUGAUGAUAUACUGUAAGACUUAGCUACACGCAAGGCUUGUAAAAUAGAGUUAAUUCGAUCGUGAUUUUGUACUUAGUAAAGAAUGAAAUAAAAUGCAAAAAGGAGAUUAUUUUGUAAUAAAAUCUUAAUUGUUCACUUAUUAUCCUCAUCUCUACCCAGACUGGGUCCCGCGCAAUCCAUAAGGCUCCGCAAUUGCUAGGGCCGGUCAUGCCUAUACCAAUGUAUGAUCGUUGUAACCUCAUCCAAAAUGCUAUAGUUUUACUAAACUUUUAUUUUUGCAAGCAUAAACUAAAACAUUGAAUAAAUAGGGAACAAAAAUGUAUUUUCCACUUCCAGAUAAGAAGCAUGGUUAUGUUUUAGAAAAUAUAAACGUUGCGUUUACUUCGUUUCCUUCAUUCAAGUACAUUUGUUUAAGGGGGUAGAUUUGCUUACAUUAUCGUUAAUUGUUUUGUCCCUAAAUCUUUUUUCUCGUACUUUCACUAACUAUCAUAGAUUAUAAAAAAGUUAUGCGAUUAAAAAUAGAUUUACUUUAACAUGACUAAUAAAUAAAUAUCAAGAGUCAGAAUGUAAUUACUAUCAGAUUAACUGAAUCAUAUAUUUUAAAUCAGUGUAGAAGACUAGGCUUUUUACAUACAGCUUUUAUUCCUAAAAGUCUACAUUAGCAAGUUUGACAAAUAAUAACCAUUUGUAUUAGUCUUAGAAACUUGACUCCCAGGCCAAAAUCCCGCUGUAUGAAUAGGAGUUCAGUUGCAGCGCCAUAGGUUUCCAAAACCGAGUAUUACACAAUUUUUUACACUUCGUGUAUAAUAAUAUUAAUGUGUGUAUCUUUUAUUUUGAGUGUUAUAAUAUUUCAUUUUAUUGCGAGGUUAGUUGACACAGUGUAUUUAUAUAAAAUAAAUUUUGUAUUUAUAAUAUAAAUUAUUAGAAUAAUUAAAUUAUCAAUUGUUAGCAUCACUAGAUUCGGAAUCGUUUCGUUUUUCUUUACAUUUUUGUUUUCGGUCCUUUUUUUUUUACGUCGUUUUGAUGUGAAAGAAACAAAUCGCCACCCUAAAAUAACAAGGUUCUAAGUUAUUUGGAUUAAAUAGGCACAUAGAACCUUGUUAUUCUAGGGGGUGGAAAUUUCAAAAGCAUACGGAACAAUUACUGAUGUCUUAUCACUCAUGACAAACAUCAUCACUUUACUCAAAUGGUUAUUUACUUUUGGAUAUGAGAGUUUAGGAUACAUUUAUUUUAAAAACAGAUGUCUAGAAAAUAAAAUGACAAUAUGGAACGAAUGAGGGAAGGUGGGAUGUGUAAAGAAAAAAUGACAUUAAAAAGAAACAUCCAUUAUUUACAAGUCAACUUUCAUUGGACAUCUCAACAUUAACUUGUUUUUUUUCAAAUUUAUGAUUAAGUUUUUACAACAUGUAAAUUAACAUAAUCACUAUGAUUAACAGGAAAUUCUUGAAGAUUUCUGAGUGUAUAACGGAUAUGACAGCAUACACUGAACUCAACGACAAUGUCCUCUUCAAAAUUUUAUAUUUUGACAAUGAAGAUGAAAUCGUCUCACAGACAUUAAACCCAGAAUCGGUUCAUAGCCCAUCUCUCUUUACACCUGAACAAAAGGAUGAAUGGGACGUAGUGGAGGAGAGUGAUAAUGAAGAGUUUUUAAUGGAGGACAGUGCAACAAGUGUUAGCGCCUCUGCUACGGACGAUACUGAGUCAACACAACUCACCCCUAUGUCACAAAGAGAACGAACAUUAAAACAAGCCAAGAAAAUAAUCGAAAGAAUUUUCAAAAGAAAGCUUUACACUUGCGUCUUUGAAAGUGGUCCAGUUAGUGCAAAAGACAUCAAUAAUCAAAAAGAUGUAUGUUAUUAAAUAAUAGAUAAUGAGAUGACAAAUACCGAGAUAAAAAUAUAAAUUUUGUAUUUGAUAAAGAGUGCGUGUGUUUAUUAGCAAUAAGUAUAUUUUAAAAAAAUAAUAAAAGGACAUUGCCUAAUGGAAAAAAAAAAUUGUAGCUAUAUCAACACUAGACUUAACUAGCGUAAAUUGUGAAUUAUUUCAAAUUGUUAAGCUUUUUGUUUUGAGUUAAGGCUUCUCAAUUCAAUACAAGUAAACAAAUCAAUUGUUUUUAAAGACUAAACUGAUCUUUCUUUUAUUUCAGCUUAAUAUAAAGGAUAUUGAAGAGAACAUUCUAUUAAAAGCAAGAAAAGAGUGUAAAGAAAUCAAUGAAAUGGACUUUGUUGUAUCGGUAAAAAAAUAUAUUUACUUAAGAUUGUAUUUAGCUAAAUUUUCUAUACAGUUGUUAAAAUCAAUAUAUUUGGCAAAGUUGAAACAAUUUAAACUGCAAUUUAAAGACAAAAAAUUAUGAACUACUUGUAAGUACCUCUUAGCGUUGCAAUGCCACCAGAAUAAAGAAUGAACUUAUAUUUUAACGACGUUUUAUUCAAGUGCUUUUAAAUUCACAAUAUUUUUUUUCCGCUUGGUGCGUACAUUUAAUAACUUAGAAAGAUUUGUGACGCAUGAGUAGCCCACAUACAGCUGUCCAUGUAAGAGACAUUUUUUUUUUCUAAUUCAGUCAACACACUUGUAUGAAAUGUUCAUAUUAUUUGUUAAUGUUCGUUGUAAAUGCAAGUGGCACUUGAAACUGCAGACAUUUGAAUUCAAAUUGCAUAAUGUUGUGAAACAUUGGGAUGCGUUGAAACAUUUAAAUUUCCGAUCCUGUCCAUUAUCUUUUUCACUGAAAGCUUGUUACCAUUGCAAAGAAGUGGUUGAUUUAUGUUUCGGGAAGUAAAGAUAGGCACUCAUAUUUUCGAUGUUAAAAUGUACAACGACAUAACUGGAAAAUCAAGUGAAUUUAACAUUUCAGUUUGAUAAUAGACAACUUUUAAAUUAUUUAUUAGAGUAUCAAUAGAAUUAUACAUUAAACGAUAACGCUGUGCAUUGCAUUUCUAUUUGAAUUCUGAAAUUGAUGGUAUUGACAUUGUUGUUUUGUGUUGCUAGUAUGGCACAUGCAUUGCGCCACUGAUGUAAUUCUGUGUGAUAUUUGAACAAAGCUUUUUGAAUCAAUUUGUCGGUGUUUGCUGCGAUUUUACAUAAUCUAUUGGGCAAUGUGAUAAGUUGUAUGGAUUCAUCAAUUGCCCUUUUACCAUUCCGAAUAGCCGCCAAUUGUUUUGCGAAAUGUUCAGCAGAUACAUCAUGUUGUGAUUGUAAGUGCAAAUUGGUCUUCAAAUUCUAUUUCUGUGCGUAUCGCCUUAAAAAUGAUGAUUUAGGACAUGCAAUUAAUUCAUCAGUACCUUUCUGAACGUGGUAUAAGUUGUAAAAUUUGUAGAAAAUUACUGGACAAUAAAAUAAGUGGGCCACCGAAGAACUGUAAAUUUCCUCUAAAAUAAUUUAGUGUACGAUGAGGUGUUUCCUAUGAUUUUUGUGCACCUUAAUAAAUCAGUCCAAUAUAAUGAGUUGAUAUGAUUUGGGUGCGUUAUUCAUUACAUAGUUUUUAUUAAUAUUACAUGUUGGUGCCUCAGUGAUUUGAAAAAUCAACAGCAAUUUCAGUGCUGAAUGCGCUAUUUGACCACCAUCCAGAAGAGUUGCUGCAAAUCUAGAUAGCGUCUCAACAUUAACAUUUUUCAAAUAUAUGAUAAAGUAUUUAAAACAAAUCAACUUACAGAAAAUGUUAGUGCAAUACGUUAUCGUGAUCAUAUGGUUGCCAAAUAAAUUAAAUGAGAAAAGAUUUGCUUGCGCAUAUAACAAAUAUGAACAUGCGCUUUGGUUUGCAAAAUUAUGUCACAAUCUAGUCUUUGUUCUGGAACCAAUUUUGGAAGACUAUUUUGAAAAAUGUACAUGAUUCGUCAAUAUCAAUGUGCAUUUCUCUUGUAAAUCACCAUGAAAAACAGAUUGUUUGUAGCUCAAUUGAGAGCAGUCAUUUCCAAUUGAAUCAGUUCUUUAUUAGUGAUUGCAAAACAUAUUCCUUCAUAUGAAACGAAUGCCUUAUUAAAACCGUAUGUUGUUAAUCGCAUUUGCAUUCAUUACACACACACACACGAUUUAGGAUGUCUUCACUCAUGAGUCUUUGUAUUUCCCCAAACAGCUUUUGGAUUGGAUGGGAAACACGUUAUCAAUUUGAUUGCAAGCAAAGUUUGUAUUUUUUGUGAUUGAGCAAUAUUUUAUGCAUUAGAUGGACCAGAGUCCAAUUGUGCAUCGUUUUCCAGAAGUUUUAAUACUUGGCAAGUUUUACAAUAAGUGGCAUAUACUUGGCGGUUUAGUGCUCUAAGUUCAUGAAAGGAUGUCUGUCAACGUAUGCUCAUAACAGUAAUCAAAAUUAAAAAGCAGUUAGCAUUAUUAGUGUGAACAGUAUAUAGACGACGUAAUACGUCUGUAAAGUUUAAAUUGCAAUGCCCUUCAACAUUUUUAUUUUUGCAGCCUUGAAUCUUGUUUACUGAUAUAUUUCAUAUGUAGUAUUGUUGCACUUCAGUGUAAAGUAGCGCGUUGCAAACAUAUCAUUACCACACAACAAGAAAAUGCCGUUAACUUUUUAACGAUGUAGACAAUUCUUUUACAUGUUCAUUUUCUAUUGUUAAGUACACGGGCUGUCAAUUUUCAAGGCGCAUUACCAAAUGAACAACCGUUGGAUGUCUUUCAUGGAUUAGACUUGAUAAAAUGCACUUUACUGCUUCGUUGAUGAUAAUGGGGCAUCCACUCUUAUACUGGAAUAUCUUUUCGAUGGAUGCAGUUGCAUUUACAAUUCCAAGAAUGGCCAUAUCGCUUCAUGUGUUAGCAUAUUUGCAAAUGUACUUGAUCGAUUUCACCGAAUUGUAAAACUAAUCUCUGAUUUGAGUUUCUUACUUUUUCGAGAUUUACGGUGAAUAAAGUACAUCCCAACGUAUAUUGACAUCGAGAUUAUUGUUUCGAACAGUUAAAGUGAUAGAUUGGCUACCUUCUUCAGUUGAUCUCCGACACUAAGUUUGCUAUCCGUCAUUGCCUCCGCAAGUAAGGCACUUGGGUAUCGGUUCAUGCAUUUUUCAUGAGACAUACAUGGUAAAUUGUUUUUGUAAACUAACCUCACAGACCAUGAACCCGUUUUUUCCGUAGUUUUUGCUCAAAUUCCGCAAGUCUUAUUUCUUUAUCUAGUUUGUCACGUUCGUAUUAUCUAUUUCUAUCUCUCGGUUCUGUCACUUUUUAUCUACACGUUCUUGAUCUGUCUAUCUCUAAGUUUGUACUGUCUUGUUCGGCUGUAACUUCUACAUUUAAGUUUGGAUGUACGUUCUAUGUAUCUCUGUUUAGCUAUACGCUCUUGUUUUUUCUAUUAUGCAUUAAGAUCUAGCUAUCUCUUUUUAUCUAUAUACUCUUGUCAUCUCUGUGUUUCCAAAACUUCUUCAUCUCUCAAUUUUUCUAAACGAUCUUGCUCUCUCAAUUUCUUCUUCUUCUUCUUUAUCUUAAGGGCCCACGAUCAAUUUAUUGAUCAUUUUGGCUCCUAUGCAUGUAGAUGGAAUUUGCAAUGUUUCUUUUACUGGGGUUGAUGACGAAAUCAUGCACUAGGGGUUUGAAGGCUUGAGGCAAUAGACACACAUGUGUCUAGUGUUGUCGCAUCAACCGUUCCUUUUGAAAGAUUGUUCCAGUCCCUGAUUGUCUUGGGCAGGAAUGAGCAGCUCCUAUACUGACUUCUUGCUGGUAGGAGCCUGAAUUGCCUGUGAUUGCCUCGUCGCUGUCUAUGGGGGAGAGGGACGAGUUUCUGUUUAAUACCGGAACAGUGGACCACCCCAUUAUGUAUCUUGUAAAUCAUGGAGAGCCUGGAUUGUCGUCGUCGUUUCUCCAAUGGUGACCAGCCUAGUGUUUCUAGCAUGCUGCCAACACUAGAGGUAUUCCUGUAGCGGUUUAGGACAAAGCGUGCUGCUCGUCGCUGGACCGCCUCCAACCUGUCAAUGCUCUUCUGGGUAAAUGGGUCCCAGACUGAAGAUGCAUAAUCUAAAAUCGGACGGAUAAAGGCUUUAUAUGCUCUUUCUUUCACACAUGAGUUGCCAAUCUUUAGAUUUCGCCUUUAAGAACCCUAGGGUCUUGUUUGCUUGGUUACAUUGUUAAUAUGCUCGUCCCAGCGGACCUCUCUUUGAAUGGUAACACCCAGGUACUUUACUGUGGAAACUGGCUCAAGUAUAUGGCCGUGCAGUUCGUAUUGGUAGUGUAGAGGAGUAAAACUUCUAGAGACUGAUAGUGCCUGGCACUUGGCAGGGUUAAAUUCCAUGUCCCAGCUUAUCACCCACUCAGCUAACAGAUUGAGAUACCGUUGUAGCUGGUCAUGGUCCGAUCUGUUCGCGAUCGUCCUAUACACUGCAGUGUCAUCUGCGAACAGUCUUGCCUGUGAUAUCAGUUUCUCGGGUAGGUCAUUAAUGUAUGCUAGGAACAAACAGGGGCCCAAGCCUGAUCCCUUCCCACAUUCCCAUUUAACUUCCAUAUAACUUCCACAAGUUCAUCUCCUUGAUAACGAAGUAAUAUACGCCGAUGUUUAAUCUUAUCUAAAGUCCAUUUCCUACGAACAUAUCCCGCCAUAGAAAUAUAAAUUAGAAGUGAGUAUACGGUUAAAAAAUCAAAUCUAGUUUUGGGACCAUUCGAAGUCUGUUUAAACAAAAUAAACAUUCGAAAAUUUAAAAAAUAAUGUUUUAAACAAAUAAAAACCCAAAUUGCAUGGUUUGUGGAACGUCUUACAGCAGCGGUUCUCAACCUGUGGGUCGCGAUCCCUUUGGGGGUCGCACGACCUUUUCCCAGGGGUCGCCUCAGACCAUCUGAAAACACAUAUGCUCUACAUUUAUGAAGUAACAACGAACAUAAUUUUGUGGUUGAGGGGUCACCACAACAUGAGAAACUCUAAUAAAGGGUCGCAGCAUCAGGAAGGUUGAGAACCACUGUCCUUCAGGAACUAAAACAUUAUUUAAAAACGACACACUUGGGCUUAAUUAAGUUCAAUGGUUCUUGGGUUAAGUGUAAAAGAUUCUUUCACAAAUUUCAAUGUUACAAAAUUGAAAAUUAUGGGAUACAGUCUUUAUAGUGAAUGUAACCGGGACCGUUCACAGGCAUUGCAACAUUAAUGGACAGUAUAUGGUUGAAUCGAUGACGCUGGAAAGUUUGUGAGUAUUUCGCCAAUAUAGGACCGCGUAUAGGCAGCGUGAUGUAGUGCGUGACGUUGGUUGGCCGUAAAAAUGGGAGAGGGCGUUUUUUCAAAAAGGUAACCGGAAAGGGGCACAAGACAUCGGCAGCACACUGAAUGCUGCAAGGGACGUGGUAUUUCAGGCUAAUAACUGGACACGGUAGAGCGGUGCUUUGGGAUGGCAAAAGGCUCUCUGAACACUAAGCCAGUUAUAUGCACUCACCGAAAUUAGACUGCUGCUAGACAGGACGUUGGUAACUGGAUAGAAGGCUUGAAGUUGUUAAAAUGAUAGAGAAUGGCCCGUAGGUACUUUCUGAAACUGGACAUGACGUUAGCAACUUGCUACAUGCAGGACGUAUGUUAUUCACUGGAACUUAACAGGACUUGUUAACCUAAUACAGGAGAGGACCAAUGUUUCCUCUAAGGUUUGCUUGUGGGUAUGCACAAUCAUACAGUUGAGUGCAGAGUUUUACAGCAUCAAUUUUUUAUGUGCACAAAUUUUACAGCCAACAAACACACACACACACACACUCACACACACACACGGAAAUUACAUAAUAGAACAUCAGCGCAAAAACGUUUGUGGAAAUAAAUAAAUGAAUCAUAACUAAACAGUUUUAAUAAGAAAUGUCAUAGCAGUUUAUCCAAUUUGUUACGCACUGCUGUCUGUAGUGAGAAAUUAAUAUCUUGUUUUAUGUUAUCGCUCGGUCAAAAAGACGAUAUUAUAGAGAAAUACAAUAGCAAAAAUAUGAUGCUCAAAACAGUACUAAUUAAAAUUAAUAAGAUUUAUUGAUGUAGUGAUAAAAUUAAUAAACAUAGAAAUAUAAUUACAAAUCAUCAACUUACAGAGUAGGAUAUGUGAGAAACCGGUACACAGCUAAUACAAUCUACCAAUUAAUAAAGUACAAUAAUGAUUGCGAAUAAACACAUAGAAUAAUACACGUAUCUCGUGAAGUGAAAUAUCUCUCCAUCAAUCACAGUCCCUUUGUGUUCUUUGGACCCCUUAUACAUGCAGCGUAAGACGCGUUGCCGAAACGAUUUAGACAAUGUUUACAUUUCUAGUCCACUCACAAGCUUUCCACAAAAUAUCAUGAUAACAGAUUAUUUUUUUUAAAAGCGGUAAUGGUAUUAAGCAAAGGCCAGAAUCAAAGGAAAUAGGCCACACCCAAUACUAACGCGGCGACACGUAAAAAUGUGACGAAAACACAUCGCCUACAUAAUGCCUCCCCUCUUUUAAAAAAUGACAUUUAUCAAAAUGGAAUUAAUUUUCCCUUUAAACUAUUAAACAAAAGCUUCUCAACAGCUUAUAAACAAUAACAUAAGUUAUAUGUGUAGUGAAAAUUAAUUUCUGAACCAAGUAUCAGCAAUAACAUUAUAAUUGCCUUUAAUAUGUUUUAUGUCCGAAUGAUGCUCUUAAAAAAUAGAUUUCAUCUUAACAAUCUUUGAAUUUUUGAGAAAUACAAAGGUAAAACUACAACAACCAAAACAUUUGCAAAUUAAAAUUAAUAAGAUUUUUUUUUAGUGUUAAUAUAAUUACAAAACAAAAGAAAUAGCAUUGCAAAUCACAAAUUGUCAGAGUAUGGUAGAUCUUGUACUGGUACACAGUUAGUGCAACGUGCCAAAAAUAAGGUACAAUGAUGAAUACGAAUAAAAAUAUAUAAGUACAUAAAGAAUUAUACGCUUGUCUUGUAAAGUUAAAAAUAUCUAUCUGAAUCAAUCUCUGAAUCUCCCUUUUAUAUCUAUGCGUCGGUAGAACAACCGCUUCUAGAAAUCUCUUCUACAUUGUUUAUCUUUCUAAAUUCUAUUAGAAUAUAUUAGUAAUGUUUAGUUGGUUUCGGCAGUAAACACGUUAAGAUGUGAAAAAAUAGGCUACGCACAAUAAAAACGCGGUGUCUGCUCUAUCGUCGGCACGAGGGAAGCCUGACGUAACACGUCCUACACAACAUCUUCCCUCGUUUUACACUUGGCUGAUUAUUAUUUAAAAUUUUUAAACCAAGAUCGCUUUAACCACUCAAUAUUAUUUUUGUUUCUAAUAAAAUAUAUAACUCUACGCAUAUUUCCGUAUGCUAAAGUACACAUCUGUCACAUAAUCGGAGAUUAAGUUUUGAUGUCAAAAUGAACCGAAUUGUAACUUAACAUGAUUUGUUCUUAUUUGAAUGAGUAAUUAGUGAAUUAAUGAAUGCUAUUUCACUAUGAAAUUUUCUGCACUCAUUCCCUCAACAAGCAUUUUUUCAAUUAAAAUUACUUUUUGAAUAUUAAAUUUUUAUUUGCUUCAAAAAUUUGAUAAAUGAAGUUUUUGGAAUAAAAAAUAAGGAAAACGUAUUAAAUGUGUAAAUAAAAAAAGCUAAAAGCGUAUGUCUUUUGUUAACUAGUUAAAAAGAAAUGACUUAUAUUUGUUGAUUUUACUUCUUUCUGAGAAGAAAUAUUUUGUCCGUUUUGUAAAGUUUAAAUAUAGCAUAUAAAAGAAUUUAAAUAUAUUCUAUUUGUUGCACAUUUUUUUUUAUAUCGGUACAAUAAAAGAAAUGACUAUUAUUGUUUGAAAGAAAUGCAACUUAUUCAAAAUAAUUAUUGCGCUUAUUAUAAGGAUACCUUUGCUCAUUUUCUCUCUAUAUGUAUUCAUAUAUGUAUAUCCUUAUUUAUUGAUUUAUAUAAAUAUAUGUAAAAUAUUUAUCAUUUUGUUUUCUAUUUCUUGUUAAAAUCAAUAUCAGACAGCAUAUUUUGAUUUUGGAAUGAAAGAAGAAAACCCCGUAGAAAAAUUGAAGGUUUAUACAAAGAAAAAUCCUACUGAGGCUAAGGUGUUUACAAAGGAAGAGGUAAACUACUUUUAUAGGAUAAUCUCAUUUUUUUUUUUUUUUUUUUUCCAAAAAAACAUAAAAAAAAAAUCAUCAAUUUAUUUUUUUUUUUUUUUUUUACAUUUUUUAAAAAAAAUUAAAAAAUUUUUUUUUAGUAUUAUCUUAUUUUUUUUUUUUUUUUUUUCCAAAAAGACAUAGAAAAAUAAUCAUCGAUUUAUUUAUUUAUUUUUUCAUUACAGUUCUUAAAAAAAAUUAAGAAUUAAAAAUAAAAUGCUUUUGAUUUUCAUAAAAAAAACGUUUAUUUCAAAUAUUGUAAUGAUAAAAACCUACUGAAUUUAAACUUUGCAUUAGUCAACAUAUUUCCAUUUGAUUAAUAACAAUCUAAUUAAUGAAUACAGAGCAGCAGAAUAUUAGGGCCUGGAACCUAUAAGGAAGUUGUCAUCAGAGUUUACAGCCGAUCUUUAAAAGACAAUAUAAAGAAUGCCCUUUAUGUAGCUUCGAAAAACUGGUUCUCAAAUUGGAACAACACAGUUGAAAUGAAACAAUGUGCAGAAAGGUAACUGUAUAUCUUUAUCUAGUUUGUUAAAGUAAGUAAAUGAAGGGCUGCUGGAAUGACGUUUGAUUCAAUAGAGUUAUGGUUAACGUUUAUAUAUUAACGACAAAUUAAAUUCCACAUUUUUCUCCCAUCCCUUUAAGAGUUACUAGAAGUGAUGAGACAAUAAUGAAUGUAAACCAUUUUAGAAGCUGACAGGCAGAAAAAUAAAACCUACAUCAGUUCGUUCACAUGAAAUUUUGGAUUAAUUUGUCGGUUGACCGAAAUACAAAAUUGUUGAUACUGUUGCGGGCAUUUAUUGGAUUCAGUCAUUCGCAUAUCAUGGAUUAAACUCAUUGCUUACUUAUCAUAUUCAAAACAAACCCUCGCUGCUUUAUCAGAAACCUCAGCUUAGAAAUUCAGCUUUAUUUAUUAAGUGGGCAGAGGCAUUGUCAUCUGCAUCAAAGACCACUCAUUAGAGUAAGUUUAGUAACUAAUCUGAUUGUACAUUGCGGCUACCGGGCAGCGUGAAUAACAAGUUGUAGCUAGUCAAUAUCGAUAGUAGAAUAUGAUGGUCUUAAGCAAGUAAUAAGCAGAGCAUUUUAAAAUACAGUUUAAAUAAACUUUAAGUGCUUCUCAUACAAUUCAAAAGAAAAACCUUAUUAUUGGGUAACAUAUAGCAGCGAAUAUUGAAUGAUGAUCAGUUUCAGUCUAAUGAUGAAACUGACAGUGCCGAUGAAACCACAUGCAAAACUAAGCAUUGGGUGAUCAUCUGAUGUAUUCUUACUCAGACUAAAGUUGAAAGAGCCGCUACUAAACUACACCGCUAUAAAAAUGAGAAAAAGUUGCUGAAUAAUUUAAUCGGAUAAAAUAGUGAAAACAUAAUUAACAUCGAUAUCUGACAUUGUCGUUAUUUUCCAAAACUUGUCUGUACAUCCCAGCUACCUUAGUUAGUUCCAUGGGAACAUUUAUCUAGGCAUGGUGGAUACGUUGUAAAUAAGACACGGUCGCUACCAUGGCCAAAUACUUUUAAUAAGAUGUGUGUUUUCGUAGUUGGCUAUCUGAUGACAAUAAAACUACAAUUGUGUGUUAUUUAGUUAACAUUAAAUACCAAGUUUUCUCUAUAGCUUUUACAACAAAUUUUUUUUUUUUAAUUAACGGAAAAUAACUAAGAAUUAAUCGUUACAGGUCAUAGAAUAAAGUUUUUUUUUUAAAUUUUAAUUUUUAAAAUGAGAAAAUAGAAAUAAAAUAAAUGUAAAGAGCUAAAGCCAAUGUCCUUCCUAUAUUUUAUAAGGUAAAUAUUGCUACAUGGCAAAGAAAUAUUAAGUUAGUCAUAUCAUAAUAAAUCUAUAUUUUAUUGUUCUUUUAUUUCUUGAUAAUUAAUAAAAUGACAAUAUUUAUUUCAAACAAUGUAGGCCACAGAAGAAGCCAAGAAUUUCUCAGACAUCCCCUGAGUUACUAAUGAAAACUGAAAAUGAAAACUCAAGCCAGUGACCUCAUGUUAUUUGUAUUUAAUAUUUUGUGAAUGGCUGUAUAAAGGAACUCCAACGAAUGAAAUUUUUAUUUGCGUUGUCUUCUAUGGCUUGAAAUGUUAAAUUUUGAAUCAUCAAUCCUUAUGAGACAUUAACUUCAAAGCAAUGUAUUCAUUUGUAUGUAAAUUGGCAUAUGGGAAUACAUACUUCAAAUGUAUAGUUAAGACGACGAAAUAAUUAAUUUUAUUGUUGUUAACUUUUUGGCAAUUUUUAUUUGGCAUAUUAUAUAGAGAAAUAUUGUAUAGCUUUGGCCGGUAUAAUUUGGCGUAGCUAGUAAGAGUAGGUUAUAUAGUCCUAUUCCUUUUGAAAUGAAUUCAAAACAACAACUAUGAAUGAAUAGCUUGUUCCACUCCUAGCAUCGAAUUCUUUAUUUGUUAUUUUAUAAAUUUUGUAGUUAUAACAAUAACCUUUUAGUUAUUGACUUUUUGUUUCCCUUUUUUAAUCACUCAUGUAUACGUUUAAUAAAAUUGUGGAUUUGAAAUUAAGGCGCUAUUCUGUUCAAUUAAAAACUAUCAAACAAAUUUUGCUGAUCAUAUUUAUGUUUUGGCGCUUCAUGCUAAUGAUCCAAUUGUUUUUUUUUACUCUAUUCAAGGUAUGCUUUCAUUAAAUGAAUACGUUGAUACAUUGGUAUACUAAUUUUAUCAUACCAUGGAUGCAUUACACAUACAUUUUUAGUGAUUAUUCCACAAGAUUUAUCAACUCCCCAUUUAUUUGCUCUAUUUUAUUUUAAUUUGUGUUUUAAAUGUUCUUCAUUAUUGUGUUAUGGAUAUCGUGGAGCAACUUAAUUUUAAGGAUACUAUGCAUACAAUUAUUCAAGACGGUUUGCAGUCUAUUAUAAUCUGUGUUGCUUUUUCACGAUCAAACUGAGCCUUAAAGCGAAACAGACUUGCUUUGUAAAUCUUUGCCUAAAAAAUAAUAAGCAACAGAUGGUAAAGUAGUUGUCUUGAUGGUAUAGGAUUACAUUGAUUAGAUAUUUCUAUCUCUAUAUAUAUAUUUUGAAAUAUUUUAGGCAGUUGCAAAGGUUUCAGUUUUUAAGGUUAGAGAGAUGUUGGGGGGAAUUAAUGUACCCGGCUACAAGUGUAAUACAUUUUUUGUAUGUAAUCUUAUUUAAUAAUCAUAAUAAUAUUAAUUAGUGGUCUUAUAUAGCGUAAUAUCCCCAACCUAGGGCUGGGCUCACCACGCUGUACACAAAAAUAUUAUCAAAAGAGACAUGAUGAUGACCUUAAAAUAAAAUACAUGAAAUAAAGAAAAGCAUGUUACCAAAAAAAAACAAAAACAUUCGGAACAUUAUAAUGUUUUCGAUUUACCGAAUUUGUAUAGGUACCUAUAUAAUUUUAAGUGCUAACUGCCAUUUUGCUUAAUGGACUGAGAUAAAUAGUUAAUCUGUGAGAAAUACGUUUCAUAAAAGGUCUAAAGCUUUAGGCUGCAUCCUUAAUUGUAGUAUCUUAUAUUUUCCGACUGCAGUAUACUUCCAUAUAGAAUCAAAAGCGAUAAUUAAUUGUUUACGUGUACAAUUGUUUUUGCUUUACAAAGUAUUUAUCCUAAUUCGUACAUUUAAAUUCACCUUAAUGCAAUACUUCAAUGAAGACACUCUUACUUUAAAAUGUUAAAAAAAAUAUAUAUAUUUACUAUUUUCAGCAAAUGAGACAAUUUCCUUAGAUAAGCAGUUUUUUUUUUAAAUUUCAUCAAGGCGUUCAUGGUUGUUCAUAUCCUCGCAGCACUGAUUUGAAGUUUUGUGUCUCUAUGAAAAGUUGUGCAAAGCAAUCUGUAACAAGUGUAUUAAAAGCAAAUCUCUUAAUGGAUAUCUUUUUACGAUGUUUGCAAAGAAAAUUCUUAGGUUUUGAUGAGGUAUUGUUUAAAUACAUUUGUACUUUAACGAAACUUCUAGUAAAUGUAUUGAAUAUAGUUUUGAAUCAUGGUUUUCAAUGAUUUGGAAAUACUCAGACGUGUGAAAUAUUUAGGCUGAACUUUAAAAUAAAAUAUUAUGACGCAUAUAUGGCAUACUUCCGUUUUUGUGAGACGAUGGAGCAGCUAUGUAGUCCUAAACUUCGAUGAGUGUCUCACUAGGCCAAUCCUAUAAUGACAAUCUCGACGCAUUUCUAGAAUAUUGGUUACUGGUAAGAUUUUGACUUCCGUAUUGUUCUUUUUAUUGCAAAGGAACUAGUUUCGCGAAUGUUCUGACUUUUUGACUACUUCGUACACUGCUGUUCGCCAGCUGGUACGUUCUUCGGCAAUGAGCCAUUGUUUUGAAUUAGGACAUACAACUAAUCAAAUAUAAACAUUUACAUAUUAAUUAAUGCAAUGAUAUCGCUUUAUAGUUUUUAUUGUUUAGUUUAUUUCACUGUUUUUACAGUAGGUCCCACGUAUUUAUAUUGCCCAUGAAAAAUCAAGCUAGAAGCCUAUUGUGUGUUUCAUAAAGAUGCUUAUAAUGUAUGAUUAAUAUGUAAAAGAUAUCAUUAUUAAAAAAGUAAAUUUUCUCGGGACUGUAAAGUAAUUAUCAUUUGUUAAUGCCUUUUAAAAUAUGUAUGGAUUUUAAACAUAGUGCUUUGAUCAUGCUAGAAUAGCAUGGCGACAAGCGCGAUACAAUUAUAGUGUAUCAAUCAUCAUCAAUAACCAUAUGUUAGCUUGGAGGUUGAAAGGUCUGACUGAAGUGAAUCAUUCCAAAAAGCUGAUUGUCUAGAAUUUAAUACCAACCAGCCGAGAAAAGUAAAUACAUCUCUGGCACCCCAGGUGGAUGAGAUUCGUUCCACAUAGCACGCUUUGUUUACUACCUUUAGCUAUGUGAUUCUUAUAAUCAAUUAUUUUAAAACAUACAGAGAACGUUUUAUUUAGACUUUGGGCAGCAAACAAAAUUGCAUGAGAAACCUUGCUUUGUUGAUGGAAGAAAUCAAAACGUUCUAAAUAAAAGCUUCUUUAUAAAAGAUUUUGCCAAGCAAAAAGUAUCUUCAAAUUCCCCCAAAGCAAAUCACUAUAGAAACACAGUUUAUUGCUUAUUCAUUACCUUCAAUAAUUUAUUUAGUCCUUUUUAAUAAUAGCUUUUGUUAUAAGGGGUUUGUGACCAAAUUUUUUGGGAAAAAAAAACUAUGUCAAAUUUGUUGGAGAUUUAAUGCCUAUUUUCUUCAUGAU